Cylicocyclus nassatus is the source of this 1129-nucleotide messenger RNA. The record is from the annotation of a GenBank genome assembly. NCBI's taxonomy places the organism in Eukaryota, Metazoa, Nematoda, Chromadorea, Rhabditida, Strongylidae.
GGCUCUCGUUGCAGAAAAAUGGCGCACCACGACCCUCCUAUUCCUGAGCAUCUCAUACCGGAAGCACCGUUUCACUUUUCUCACAAUGGUCUUGACCCUGCUCUUCUUGGAUCACUUGGAAUACUUCUGUCAGCACUACUCUUCAUCAUCUACCGUUUGUUGAAGCUAAAAUGGGAUGAAGACGCAGCUCGGCGGCGGACCGAGGCACUACUGGCCAUGGCAGCAGAUGACGAACGAGACAAUCUCAGAGAAGCGCAGAUGGCCGGAGGGCGUCGAAGGAAUGUUGUUCGUCGACGUAUUCACCAUGAAGAAGAUGACUUUGUCAAUCAGAUGCUUGCUGAAGUAGAUCCAGAUGCAGAAGACUCUGAGGGCGAAGGAGUACCGUUGCCGAUGUUUGACCAACAUGGUGAGAAAAUUGGUAAAAGAAAAGCGGCCAAAUUACAAGCCAAAGCAGAAAAGAAAGCAAUGAGGGAGCAGGAACUUAUCGAACGUGAAGAACGCAAAAAAAGAGAAGAGGAGAGAGAGAAAAAGUUGGAGGAAGAAAGGGAGAGAGAACGACUUGAAGAGGAAGCCGAGCAAGAGCGAUUACGGAAAGAAAAAGAAGAGCGUGAACAAAGAGAAUUGGAGGAGUAUUUGGCGUUGAAAGAAUCUUUUGCCGUAGAAGAAGAAGGUUUCGAUCAGCUUGAAGAAGAGGAAUCAGCCAACUUGAUGAAGGAGUUCGCAGAUUACGUCAAAAAGAGCAAGGUUGUAAAUAUGGACGAGUUGGCAGCACACUUUGGACUAAAAUCCGAUGAAGCAAUAUCGAGAUUACACUAUUUUCUCGACAACGGUCUUCUCGAAGGUGUUAUGGAUGACCGCGGAAAGUUCAUAUGCAUUACAGAUGAGGAACUCAAUGCAGUUGCAAAAUUCAUCAAUCAACGCGGCAGGGUAACAAUUCAUGAACUAGCCGAAUAUAGUAAUAAACUCAUUCGCUUAGAAGGAGAAGCAUAGUCAAGUCUGGGUAUUUAUUUUUGCUGGUGUGCUUGUAUUAAUUGCUGCUGUACUUUCAUCUUGUCGCUUCAUUUCUGUGAUUCUAUCAACCAUUGUAUACAAAGUCUUUAUUUUCCAUAAAGAAUUAAAGUACCCGAAA